AUGGACAAGUUCCGGAUGAUCUUCCAGUUCCUGCAGUCCAACCAGGAGUCCUUCAUGAACGGCAUCUGUGGCAUCAUGGCCCUGGCCAGCGCCCAGAUGUACUCAGCCUUCGACUUCAACUGCCCCUGCCUGCCAGGCUACAACGCGGCUUACAGCAUGGGCAUCCUGCUGGCACCACCCCUGGUGCUCUUCUUGCUGGGCCUGGUCAUGAACAACAACGUGUCCAUGCUGGCGGAGGAGUGGAAGCGGCCACCGGGCCACCGGGCCAAGGACCCUGCCGUGUUGCGCUACAUGUUCUGCUCCAUGGCCCAGCGUGCCCUCAUCGCACCCGUCGUCUGGGUGGCUGUCACACUACUCGAUGGCAAAUGCUUCCUCUGUGCCUUCUGCACUGCUGUGCCUGUGACCGCACUGGGCAAUGGCAGCCUGGUGCCUGGCCUUCCUGCCCCCGAGCUCGCCCGCCUGCUGGCCCGAGUGCCCUGCCCUGAGAUCUACGAUGGUGACUGGCUGCUGGCCCGAGAGGUGGCUGUGCGCUACCUGCGCUGCAUCUCCCAGGCACUGGGCUGGUCCUUUGUGCUGCUGACCACACUGCUGGCAUUCGUGGUGCGCUCCGUGCGGCCCUGCUUCACACAGGCCGCCUUCCUCAAGAGCAAGUACUGGUCCCACUACAUUGACAUUGAGCGAAAGCUCUUCGAUGAGACAUGCACAGAGCACGCCAAGGCCUUUGCCAAGGUCUGUAUCCAGCAGUUCUUCGAGGCCAUGAACCAUGACCUGGAGCUGGGUCACGCCCACGGGGCACUGGCCACGGCCCCUGCUUCCAAGGCUGCCCCCAUGCCCCCUGACGGUGGGGAGGAGGAAAGGGAGAAGCUGCGUGGCAUCACGGAUCAAGGCACCAUGAACAGGCUGCUCAUGAGCUGGCACAAAUGCAAACCGCCUCUUCGGCUGGGCAGGGAGGAGCCGCUGCUGAUGGGCAAUGGCUGGGCUGGGGGCGGGCCCCGGCCUCUGCGCAAGGAGGUGGCCACCUACUUCAGCAAAGUGUGA
Messenger RNA from Saimiri boliviensis boliviensis (Bolivian squirrel monkey), 1038 nucleotides. RefSeq names its product calcium homeostasis modulator 1 (gene CALHM1). Gene Ontology annotation, cellular component: plasma membrane. The record is from RefSeq and is a predicted model, not a curated record. NCBI's taxonomy places the organism in Eukaryota, Metazoa, Chordata, Mammalia, Primates, Cebidae. Gene Ontology annotation, molecular function: monoatomic cation channel activity.